CCAAUGCCGAAGAGAAUCGUUGCUGUCGGAGAUUUGCAUGGAGACAUUCAUGCGACAAGGCAGGCCUUGCGACUAGCUGGGGUUUUGCAUAUGAAGCGAGAUGAAUGGAUCGGAGGAGAUACAUUCCUGGUGCAGGUUGGAGAUCAAGUUGAUAGGGGGGAUGAUGAAAUUCAGGUGAUGUCGCUUUUGCAUCGCUUGGGCAAGCAAGCGCGAGCCGAAGGAGGGAGGGUUGAGGUUCUUGUCGGGAACCAUGAGCUAAUGAGCGCACAAGGAAACUUCAGAUACGCCACCAAGGGAGCUAUGAGGAACUUUCAAAGGUGGUCGAGUAUAUGUCGUAUCAAACGAUUGAUGCCACCUUUCUUGUCACGUCAUUUUGGUUGUGAUAUCUACCAUGGCAUGGAGGAUUGUGGAGAUGAUAGUAUAUGCACUCGGAGGCUAGACAAACUUGAAUCUGACGCUCGUGCAAGAUAUCUUUCCUUGAGAUCUGGAGGGACGUUUGCAUCAAAGUUUCUCGCCGAAGAGCGAAAGGCAAUCCUGAUUGUUGGUGACACGGUGUUUGUGCAUGCUGGUCUCCUUCACAAACACUUUAAAGGAGAGAUAUCAUCGACGGAAGCAAUCAAUGUAUUGAAUCAAGAGGUGGCUGCCUUCUUGAAAGGCGAAAGGCGAGCUCCUCCUUCAAAAACAUGGGGGAAUGAUGGAAUAUUGUGGACUCGACGAUUCUCAAAGAUCGAUUUGUGUACGGACACUUGCAAACAACUUAAGAAAACCCUAAAUCGACUUCCAGGAAACGUGAGGAGAAUGGUGGUCGGACACAGCGUACAGCGAGAUGGUAUCAGUCCUGCUUGUGAUGCAUCGGUUUGGCGGAUUGACGUUGGUAUGAGCAAGGGCGUUCUAGCAACUUCUCCGCAGGUGCUUGAAAUCAAGCAAGAUGGCAGCGUGAACAUCCUUGGAAAAUCGAUUGAGACUUGAGAAUCAUCCGAUGGAUAUGGUUUUGCUAGAAUCAAAUUUGAAUCAUGAAUAGUUUGUGGAUGAUUG
Messenger RNA from Guillardia theta CCMP2712, 1035 nucleotides. RefSeq lists its product as hypothetical. The record is from RefSeq and is a predicted model, not a curated record. The transcript is spliced from 4 exons. NCBI's taxonomy places the organism in Eukaryota, Cryptophyceae, Pyrenomonadales, Geminigeraceae. Gene Ontology annotation, molecular function: hydrolase activity. The coding region runs from base 4 to 969 and encodes 321 amino acids.